UCUUCAGAUGUUCAGUGCUCAAUAGAAACAUGGCGAUGAAGAGUUGGACGGCAGGUACACAGUGUGUCGCCAAAAAGCAGCACUGCAAACCCAAGGGCGGUGAAAUAGCGUAUCACAAAGGCGACAUCUUGACGAUCAUUGGACCUGGGACGAGGAAUGGAGAAUACAGAGCCCGACAUAACACCACAGGGGAGGAAGGAUUGGUUUCAGGUUCGAAACUCAGAGAAAGGGAAGCCCUCCGUAUCGACCCCAAAUUGAGUCUGAUGCCAUGGUUUCACGGUAAAAUAUCUGGACCGCAAGCCGUCUGCAAACUCAAGCCCCUGGAGGACGGGCUGUUCUUGGUGCGGGAGUCGGUUCGGCAUCCCGGCGACUUCGUGCUGUGCCUCUGCUUCAGUCAGAAGGUCUUCCACUACAGAGUCAUCUUCAAAGACAGCAAGCUGAGCAUCGACAACAAGCAGUUCUUCUACAACCUCAUCGACAUGAUCGAGUUUUACAGAGUACAUCAAGGCGCCCUCGCUUCGCUCCUGCUGAAGCCCAAGAAGAUGGAAGGCACUAAAUCUGCCGAGACCAAGCUGUUGAAAUCCGGCUGGCUUCUAGAUCUGUCCAAGCUGAAGCUAGGAGAGAUCAUCGGAGAAGGAGAGUUCGGCGCCGUGUUCGAGGGUGAAUACGCCGGCCAGCGGGUGGCUGUUAAGAACAUCAAGUGUGACGUAACCGCUCAAGCUUUCCUGGAGGAGACGUCUGUCAUGACGAAUCUCCAUCAUAAGAAUCUGGUGCGGUUAUUGGGAGUGAUUCUUCACAACGGCCUGCACAUCGUCACAGAGCUCAUGGCCAAGGGGAAUCUGGUGAAUUUUCUUCGCACACGAGGACGCUUCGCCAUCAGUGCGACGCAGCUGCUGCGCUUUUCACUAGACGUUUGUGAAGGAAUGGAGCACCUGGAGUCGAAGAAACUCCUGCACCGAGAUCUCGCCGGACGCAACAUCCUCGUGUCUGAAGACAGCGUCGCCAAAAUCAGCGACUUCGGUCUGGCCAAAGUCAGUUCGACGGCUACCGACAACUCCAAGUUACCCGUCAAGUGGACGGCGCCCGAAGCCCUGAACAACAAGAAGUUCUCCACUCAGUCAGACGUUUGGAGCUACGGAGUCCUCCUCUGGGAGAUCUUCUCAUACGGCAGACAGCCGUAUCCCAAAAUGUCGGUGAGUGAGGUGCGGGAGCGAGUGGAUCAGGGUUACCGCAUGGAGCCUCCGGACGGAUGUCCUCCUGACGUCUACAGCAUCAUGAUGUCCUGCUGGGAGACGGAGCCCAAGAGGAGACCGUCCUUCCACAAGCUCCGAGAGCGGCUGGAGAAAGAGCUCGGCACACACUGACCUACGCAUGUGUCUAUAAUGUACAAUUAAUUUAUUAUUCAUCACACUCUGUAUUUAGGGGUUUUUGAGUGGAUCUUGAAAACACACCGAGGUGUUUCGCCUCAAGAUCGGGAAAGUCAGAUUAAACUAUUGCAUGAAGGUAAAGCCUGGUUUAGGACCUUAAUUUAAUUGUUUUUGUUGCAUUGUAUAACUUAUUAUAAGUGGUUCUCAUCUACUGAUUUAUUUAAUUGUUUUUAUUUUUAUUAAAAUGGUACAAUAAAAAUCGAUAUAAACAGUACAGCAUGUAAUAACACGAAAUACCUUUAUUUAAUUUUUUUUUGCAUUAAUUAUAAUGUGAAUUUGGUAGAAAAUGUGCUUAUUUGUCAUGGAAAAUAAUGUCAUGUUGCUCUCAAAUUUUUAGGGUUGUAAGAAAUAAAAUC
Carassius auratus (goldfish) is the source of this 1783-nucleotide messenger RNA. RefSeq names its product megakaryocyte-associated tyrosine-protein kinase-like. Gene Ontology annotation, biological process: protein phosphorylation. Bases 30 to 1364 code for a protein of 444 amino acids. Gene Ontology annotation, molecular function: ATP binding; protein tyrosine kinase activity; protein binding. The transcript has 12 exons. NCBI's taxonomy places the organism in Eukaryota, Metazoa, Chordata, Actinopteri, Cypriniformes, Cyprinidae. The record is from RefSeq and is a predicted model, not a curated record.